Molecule: messenger RNA, 2903 nt
Organism: Mus pahari (shrew mouse)
Lineage: Eukaryota; Metazoa; Chordata; Mammalia; Rodentia; Muridae
Gene: Fech
Product: ferrochelatase
Exons: 11
Coding region: 121-1389 (422 amino acids)
Biological process (GO): heme biosynthetic process
Molecular function (GO): protoporphyrin ferrochelatase activity
Source: RefSeq, a predicted model, not a curated record
GCCCCGGCGGCGACGGCGCCCCGUGAUAAGGCGCAGUGGCGCGGGUGCGGAGCGCUGCCAGGUCGGCGUUCCCGGGCCUUGCCGGAGCGCCGCCGCAGAGGAUUCCUGGCCGUCCCGGAAAUGCUUUCGGCCAGCACCAACAUGGCUGCGGCCCUGCGGGCUGCGGGCACUCUGCUCCGCGAGCCGCUGGUGCACGGUAGCUCGAGGGCCUGCCAGCCAUGGAGGUGCCAGUCGGGUGCUGCAGUAACAGCCACCAUGGAGAAGGUACAUCAUGCCAAGACCUCGAAACCCCAAGCUCAACCAGAAAGGAGGAAGCCAAAAACAGGCAUAUUAAUGUUAAACAUGGGAGGCCCCGAAACCCUUGGAGAAGUUCAAGACUUCCUUCAGAGGCUCUUCCUGGACCGAGACCUCAUGACACUUCCCAUUCAAAAUAAGCUGGCACCAUUCAUCGCCAAACGCCGAACCCCCAAAAUUCAAGAGCAGUAUCGCAGAAUCGGAGGUGGAUCCCCCAUCAAGAUGUGGACUUCCAAGCAAGGAGAAGGCAUGGUGAAGCUGCUGGAUGAGCUGUCCCCUGACACAGCACCUCACAAAUACUAUAUUGGAUUCCGGUACGUCCAUCCCUUGACAGAAGAGGCAAUUGAAGAGAUGGAGAGAGAUGGACUAGAACGGGCCAUUGCUUUCACACAGUAUCCCCAGUAUAGCUGCUCCACCACAGGCAGCAGCUUAAAUGCCAUUUACAGAUACUAUAACGAGGUGGGCCAGAAGCCCACCAUGAAGUGGAGCACAAUCGACAGGUGGCCCACGCACCCCCUCCUCAUCCAGUGCUUUGCAGAUCACAUUCUGAAAGAGCUGAACCAUUUUCCAGAGGAGAAGAGAAGCGAGGUGGUUAUUCUGUUUUCUGCGCACUCCCUGCCAAUGUCUGUUGUCAACAGAGGGGACCCCUAUCCCCAAGAGGUAGGAGCCACUGUCCACAGAGUCAUGGAAGAGCUGGGUUACCCCAACCCCUACCGACUGGUUUGGCAGUCGAAGGUUGGUCCAGUACCCUGGUUGGGCCCUCAGACAGAUGAGGCUAUCAAAGGGCUUUGUGAACGGGGUAGGAAGAACAUCCUCUUGGUUCCAAUAGCAUUUACCAGCGACCACAUCGAGACGCUCUAUGAGCUGGAUAUUGAAUACUCUCAAGUGUUGGCUCAGAAGUGUGGAGCUGAGAACAUCAGAAGAGCGGAGUCUCUUAAUGGAAACCCAUUGUUCUCUAAGGCCUUGGCUGAUCUGGUGCACUCCCACAUCCAGUCCAACAAGCUGUGCUCCACGCAGUUGAGUCUGAGCUGUCCGCUCUGUGUAAAUCCUGUCUGUAGGAAGACUAAAUCCUUCUUCACCAGCCAACAGCUGUGACCCUGCCUGAGGACCCGUGGGAUUUGCAGAUGUGCAGCCUCCAGACACCUGCGGUGGGGACGAUGGGGACAGAAGCCACAUUUGUCUGGGCACAGACUGUGAUUUCUCUCUUGCCUGUGUUUCGUUUUAUUUCAUCUUAUUUCUCCCUUUCCCUACGUAGCCCAAACUGGCUUCCAGUGUGCCUCCCGCUCCCGUUUCCUGGAUGCUAGUUAGCAUCACAGACAUACAACAUUGUGUUCCUUGGAGGAUGGACUCAAAAUUCUUACUGAGAUUUCUAUUUUCAUAUACAAGUGUAGUGAAUACUUACAACUGUUUCUGGGGUCAAUUUACGAAUGUGGAAUAUCUGUCUACUGGGAUAUCCCAGGAAUGAGUUUUACAUUUUUAUCUUAUGAGAUGCACACAAACUCUAUACUUAUUGCCCAAAACAACUUCCUACAAUAGUGUGGUGUGUCUCCUCAUGUGCUACCAGUGGUGACUGAGAUGUUCACAGUCUUAACGGAUAUAGCUAUCGCUCAAGUGAAUAUUGUGAAUGUAUGAGAUGUAAUUUGUAAAAGAACUAGGCUGAGCGCACAGCUUAGGGUCGUGUGAUCACCUGCAAGCACUGACACGAUGUUACCUACUCCUUUCCCGGGUCCAUGGGUACAGGAGCGGUCACCUGUCACUGCUUCUGUUGACGUGUAGCCACUGUUCACUGCCGCUGUGGUGUCGUCUGUGCAAGGGUCUCAUCUCCCCCCCGGAAACGGGAACAGUGCGUGUUUCAAGGGUGCUGAGAUCCCCGGCGCACAGCCUAAUAAACGUGUGGAUUCAGUCCUUGCUGUGCACGCCUUCAUUUGAGUCCAUGGUGCCGUGGGGAAGGGGGCUCUGACUUCUUCCUGUCUCUGAGGACAGUGCCACCAGGAAAUGCUACUGAUGGAUUUGGGCUCAUCUCCCCAGGGACCAAGGAACCUUCCAGGACCAUCCUAAUCUUGACUGAGUGCUUAUUUUAUAAAGUUGACUGUGUCUGAUAGCCUUGGAUUGUCUUCGUGAAUAAGUUCUUAUUAUAAAAAUUAUAUGGUCAUAGACUAGACCAUUUGUAAAACACAAAGAAAUAACUACUCUAAUGUAAUAAUUAUUUUAUUCAAAUCUUUUCCUGCAUAUAUGUGUGUAUGUGUGUGUAUACAUAUACAUAUACACACACAUAUAUAUACACACACAUAUAUACACACAUACAUAUAUACAUAUGCACAUACACAUAUGUGAAUACAUAUAUACACAUGCAUAUAUAGACAUAUGUCCACAUACAUAUAUACACAAACAUAUAUGUAUAGUCUUUAACAUAUUUCAUUAUAUCAACCUCCUUUCCCCUCAUAUCUAAUUCUUGCCUGGAUUUGUAAUGAAAUGUUAUUCUAAAAAUAUAAAAACUAUGUCAAACAGAAUCUGAUGUUCUAUAUUUGGAUUUAAAUGGAUUUGAAAGUCUGGGAUCCUUGAAGGAUUUGUAAUAAUCACUUUCUCUAAAACUUUGUUCUUCAAACAGA